AUGAGAUGCAAAAUCCAGUUGCCCUGUGAACAGGGGCAUGGAAAGCAAAGGACAAGCUGUCACCAAGGCCGGUUGCGAAGGGCCUGCAGCUGCUGCAGGGAGCUGUUUCAAGCCUCCCCCUCAUGUGACUCCAUCACUGGCAAGCCCCCCAGAUGGAGGUUCUGGCAGAGGAGGAACCGGAUUGAGCCCACUCUGGCUCCUCCUCCAACUGUGGCUCCUCCGCCAACUCCGGUUCCUCCGCCAACUCCACAAGGGGGCUCCCAGGCAUCUUCGGGAGUCACCAUCGAAUUGAGCCCUGCAGCAGAGAAGAUAAGAGAACGAGAUAAGGUCAUCCUCUGGUGGACAACCUUGCUGAAUUCCAUUGUGGAGAGAGUGCAUGACGCUGAGUCCUGGUGGGAGUAUCCAGUGGAAUUCGACAAGGAGAUAAUGGAGGAUGUUACAGCGCAUCCGGACCCUGGCUCCUUCUUCAGGAAAACCCUGGACACCGUGACACUGCUCAGGAAAAUGAAGACGCCGUUGCCCCAAGCGCUCCGGUCGGCAGUGCUGCACGUGGCGGUGUCCGGGGCCAACUACCUGGAGCCAGGGACCCAGAAUGAGACCUUUCACUGUCUCCAAAGGAUGCUUAGGGGGUAGCUGGAGGAGGCCCCCUCGGCUCACAACUUGGCCAGCAUCUUGAAGGAGCUCUGCAGGUACAUCAGUGCUAAGGAGCCCCAACUGAAGGCUCUGGGCCAGGAAGCCUGCAACUGCAUUCUGAGCCAUGCUGCCAGCCUGCCAAGUUUUGAUAUGACAACACUGAAGGAUCCUUUGCCAAAAGAAAUAAAGAGCAGCAUCC
This is a messenger RNA of Hemicordylus capensis (graceful crag lizard), 832 nucleotides long. RefSeq lists its product as uncharacterized. The transcript is spliced from 10 exons. NCBI's taxonomy places the organism in Eukaryota, Metazoa, Chordata, Lepidosauria, Squamata, Cordylidae. The coding region runs from base 1 to 633 and encodes 210 amino acids. The record is from RefSeq and is a predicted model, not a curated record.